AUGGGUAUCUCUCGUGACUCCCGUCACAAGCGCAGCGCCACCGGUGCUAAGCGCGCAUACUACCGCAAGAAGAGGGCCUUCGAGAAGGGUCGCCAGCCCGCCAACACCCGGAUCGGCGCCAAGCGCGUCCACCUCGUCCGCACCCGUGGCGGCAACCGCAAGUUCCGCGCCCUGCGCAUCGACUCCGGCAACUUCGCCUGGGGCAGCGAGGGCAUCACCCGUAAAGUCCGUGUGAUCGGUGUCGUCUUCCACCCGUCGAACAACGAGCUGGUCCGAACCAACACCCUCACCAAGGCCGCCGUCGUCCAGAUCGACGCCAACCCUUUCCGCCAGUGGUACGAGGCGCACUACGGCCAGAGCUUGGGUCGUCGCAGGCAGCAACAGCAGGGCAAGACUGAGGAGGACGCGAAGAAGAGCAAGGCUGUCGAGGCGAAGCAGCACGAGAGGUUCGCCAAGAUGGGCAAGGUUGAGCAAGCGUUGGAGAGGCAGUUCGAGGCUUCCCGUCUCUACGCCGUCGUCGCGAGCCGCCCCGGACAGAGCGGUCGCUGCGAUGGGUACAUCCUCGAGGGUGACGAGCUGGCCUUCUACCAGCGUGCCAUCAGGAGAUAG
Messenger RNA from Saxophila tyrrhenica, 609 nucleotides. RefSeq names its product ribosomal protein S8A (gene RPS8A). Gene Ontology annotation, molecular function: structural constituent of ribosome. Gene Ontology annotation, biological process: maturation of SSU-rRNA from tricistronic rRNA transcript (SSU-rRNA, 5.8S rRNA, LSU-rRNA); translation. The coding region runs from base 1 to 609 and encodes 202 amino acids. The transcript is spliced from 3 exons. Lineage: Eukaryota; Fungi; Ascomycota; Dothideomycetes; Mycosphaerellales; Extremaceae. Gene Ontology annotation, cellular component: ribosome; cytosolic small ribosomal subunit. The record is from RefSeq and is a predicted model, not a curated record.